This is a messenger RNA of Scleropages formosus (Asian bonytongue), 954 nucleotides long. Its product is annotated as olfactory receptor 2AT4-like. NCBI's taxonomy places the organism in Eukaryota, Metazoa, Chordata, Actinopteri, Osteoglossiformes, Osteoglossidae. The transcript has a single exon. The record is from RefSeq and is a predicted model, not a curated record. The coding region runs from base 1 to 954 and encodes 317 amino acids. Gene Ontology annotation, molecular function: olfactory receptor activity; G protein-coupled receptor activity; odorant binding. Gene Ontology annotation, biological process: detection of chemical stimulus involved in sensory perception of smell; G protein-coupled receptor signaling pathway. Gene Ontology annotation, cellular component: membrane.
AUGGAGUGGAACUUAACAUUUAACCGGCCUAUUGGAUUUUUUAUCAUGGGGUUUCAGUCUUUGCCAGACAGUAAUUAUUAUUUCCUUUUUCUGGCUUUUGUUUACAUUGGAGCACUUCUAGGGAACUUCUUCCUGAUGAUGAUUAUAUGGCAGUCUGAGGCUCUUCACACACCGAAAUACAUGGUGCUGUUCAGUUUGUCCAUUGUGGAUGUGAGCCACAGCACUGCCCUCGUUCCAAAAUGCAUCAAUCAGUUCCUUUUUGACUCAGGAUUUGUGACAUAUGACUCAUGCCUGACUCAGAUGUUCUUUGUUCACUUUUUUUAUGUCACUGAAUCCUACUCACUGGUCAUCAUGGCUUUUGAGAGGCUGGUCUCCAUUUGCUUCCCCCUGCGCAGUGGGACGAUCAUCACCAAUACACGCAUGUUUGGCAUCAUUGUUUUCAGCUGGGCUCUGGCCUUUGCAAUUCUCUUAGCAGCCUUAGUGUUGAUCACUCACCUGUCAUUUUGCAAACCUAUUCCGACGGUGAUAAGCUACUUUUGUGACCAUGGGCCAGUGUUCAAGAUGGCUUGCAGUGACAACUCUCCAAACUGGGAGAUAGCCAUUUUAUUCAUGGUUGCCGUUAUUUUUUUGCCACUAGCUUUCAUCGUGCUGUCAUAUGUUUGCAUCAUUGCUGCAGUUUCUCGUAUCACAACUACAGAUGGACGAUGGAAAACAUUCAAAACCUGCUCGGCACACUUGAUUUUGGUGGCAAUUUUUUUCAUGCCCGUUCUAGUUACUUACACCAUUGCAUGGAUUUACAUCAAAAUUGAUGUUAAUACUCGAAUCCUGAACACAUCUUUGUCAGCAGUGCUACCUCCUUUUCUCAACCCCAUCAUUUACACACUAAAGACGGAAGAGAUGCUGGAGCAAAUCAAAAGGCUUCUCAGAAAGUAUUCAGUAAAGCCACUGUGGUGA